AUGUCUAUGGACACAACUACAGAAAAUAGUGAUUCCUUUAUUUCUAAUACUGAUGGAAUCAUCUGCGGUUAUUCUGAUAAUUCAGGAUGGGGUGAAAGCAUGAUCUCAGAUCCCAAUAUUACUUCGUCUCCUUCAAGGAGUGUAGACGACCGUGCAUCUUCCGGGAUGCAGUUUAAUGCUUAUUGCAAUAACUGUAAUAAAGAUGGUUUUGAACUUUGUUUAGGUUUGAAUAUUGGUGGUGGGGAAGUGAACAAAGUAGCUAGCGUUAGCUCGUCUGUCCAAACCUUGAUGGCAGUACAACGAAAAAUCCGAAGUGUAAACAGAGGUUAUUCACAUAAUAAUAAGAAUAGCAAAAGCAAGCCAAAGGUCCACGAGUGUUCAAUUUGUGGGUUAGAGUUCUCAUUAGGUCAAGGUUUGGGUGGUCACAUGGGAAGACACAGACCACUUAAGAUUAAAGCAACAAACAAUAAGGUUUCCUUGAAUACUGUUGAUGAGAUUAAGGAGGAGUCGAGAAGCAUUCCAUUGCUGCUUGAUCUUAACUGGCCGGCGGCGCCACCGCCAAGAGAUGUGGCGGGACGGAUCAGAUCUUCCAUCUUUAACUAG
Molecule: messenger RNA, 603 nt
Organism: Nicotiana tabacum (common tobacco)
Lineage: Eukaryota; Viridiplantae; Streptophyta; Magnoliopsida; Solanales; Solanaceae
Source: RefSeq, a predicted model, not a curated record